UGCGUCGGGCGUGCGUACAGCUCGCGGAGACCAUGGCGUCCGGGCCUCACCCGACCGUCGCCGCCUCGUCGGCAGCCCCGAGCGCGGGCGGCUCCAGCUCCGGCACGACGACCACGACGACGACCACAACCGGGGGCAUCCUGAUCGGCGACCGCCUGUACUCGGAGGUGUCGCUCACCAUCGACCACUCGCUGAUCCCGGAGGAGCGGCUGUCGCCCACCCCGUCCAUGCAGGACGGGCUCGACCUGCCCAGCGAGACGGACCUGCGGAUCCUAGGCUGCGAGCUCAUCCAGGCCGCGGGGAUCCUCCUCCGGCUGCCGCAGGUGGCGAUGGCGACGGGACAGGUGCUGUUUCACCGCUUCUUCUACUCCAAGUCUUUCGUCAAACACAGUUUCGAGAUUGUUGCCAUGGCUUGUAUUAAUCUUGCAUCAAAAAUUGAAGAAGCACCCAGAAGAAUAAGAGAUGUGAUUAAUGUAUUUCACCACCUACGCCAGUUAAGAGGAAAAAGGACUCCAAGCCCCUUGAUCCUUGAUCAGAACUACAUUAACACCAAAAAUCAAGUUAUCAAGGCAGAGAGAAGGGUGCUAAAGGAGUUGGGAUUUUGUGUUCAUGUCAAGCAUCCCCAUAAGAUCAUUGUUAUGUAUUUACAAGUCUUAGAAUGUGAACGUAAUCAAACCCUGGUUCAAACUGCCUGGAAUUACAUGAAUGACAGUCUUCGAACCAAUGUAUUUGUUCGAUUUCAACCAGAGACUAUAGCAUGUGCUUGCAUUUACCUUGCAGCUCGAGCGCUUCAGAUUCCAUUGCCCACUCGUCCCCAUUGGUUUCUUCUUUUUGGCACAACAGAGGAGGAAAUCCAAGAAAUCUGUAUAGAGACACUUAGGCUUUAUACCAGGAAAAAGCCAAACUAUGAAUUGUUGGAAAAAGAAGUAGAGAAAAGAAAAGUAGCCUUGCAAGAAGCCAAAUUGAAAGCAAAAGGAUUGAAUCCUGAUGGAACUCCAGCCCUUUCGACCCUUGGUGGAUUUUCUCCAGCCUCUAAACCAUCAUCACCAAGAGAGAUAAAAGCUGAAGAAAAAUCACCAAUUUCUGUUAAUGUGAAGACAGUCAAAAAAGAGCCUGAGGAUAGACAACAGUCUUCCAAAAGCCCUUACAAUGGUGUAAGAAAAGAUAGCAAGAGAAGUAGAAAUAGCAGAAGUGCAAGUCGAUCAAGGUCAAGAACCAGGUCACGUUCUAGAUCACAUACUCCAAGAAGACAACUUGGCUCCAAGUGAUUUGUUGCUGUUCAAAAAAUCAAAUACACCCACAAAGAGAUGAAGAUAUACUACCACUAAGGAUGUUUAAAAGAAAUCUAAGUUACAGCUUUUGAAGAGGAUUCUAAAGAUUGCACCCGUGGCAGGCAGUGGGUCUUGGAGAGUAGCACCUGAGACAAGGGAACUGCAUUGAAGGAGACGAGAUUCACUUGGAUAUAAAAUGCCUGGUAUGCGACUCUAAAUCAGUUACAGUUCUAACUAUAAAAACUAAUUGAAAACUAACACAGCCUGGUGUGAAUGUGCAACUUUCAUGGGGUAAGUAACUGAGUAUGUUCCUUCUGCUAAUACAUGCACUUGAGCUUUUAACCAUAUGAAGAACUCAAAUUGCCUUUAAAGAGCAGGUAUUAGUUUGUCAGCAUAGACCCUGUUUAACAAAUUAAGUUCUUAAUAGUAUUGAAGUCACUACCUGCCUUUCCUUGUUUGGGAGCAACACCAUGCAUGGAUGUAAUGGGGUUUGAAGAUGGGCCGGAUGAAGGACACUAGGAGUGAGGUUUGCAUGUGAGAGGUGACUUAGGCAAGAGUGUCUUUUUCUUUGUGUUCUAAUUUUUGUCUUACUUUUACUGAAUCAACUAAGCUAUCUAGGUUCUUGUCAAGAUGUUAACCCUACACUCCCCUACUUGAAUCCAAAAACAUUUCCAAACAUGCAAAAUUUGACAUAGUACCCAUCUCAGCUCCAAAAACCACCAGUUUGUGGUGGUGACUUUGUUUAAUUUGUACCUUACCAAUUAAUUCCAUUCCUAUUAGUAUUUGUAAAAUGAUUUCAUCCCCGAAUAUUUAGAUACACUGGAUAAGAACUUCUUAAACAUCACCUCAAUAAAUUGUGAAUAGUAAUGCUACCUACUCAGUAUUUAGACUUGCCUUCACUGUCUUUAAUUUAGAUUUUUGUCAUUGGUUUGUUCAAGGUCCGUAUGUGUUGCUUUUGUUUUAAUCACAUUCCCCCUUUUAUUUUCUUUGGAUUUUAUUUAAAAAAAUUGUGUCAUUUGUUCUGGAGAGUUUUUCAUUCUUUGCGUAUGCUCAUUGUAAGCCUGUGGGCCACUGUGCACACUUCUUUUCCUGCAUUUUUCUUUUUUCUUUUUUUUUUUUUUAAUAUUUAUGCACACAAGAGCUGGGGUACAGGCCAGAGAUGCAGGGGGUGAGAGGAUUCACCAGAGACGGAGUGGGGAACAGAACAGGCAGACUGAUGGAAAUACACUGCAGAGGGGAGCCGUGGGUGAGACAGGUCUGUUGCCCCGUGUGGGUUGCUUCCUGGCUGGCUGGGAAUUGAACUCCUGCUGCAAAGGCUUUGGAUUGCUUCAUGGUGUGGUGCUUAACCCCAGGGAGGCCCUGGUUUUUCCUGCAUUUUUCGUCAACUAUCUCAAAGCUUGAUCAGAAUCAGGUUUCAUAAUUGUUUCACUGGUUUGAGAUUCGGGAAGUGUGGAACACAGGUGUGGGAACACAGCCAUUGUAGAACUGAUACUGGAUUGCUGCCCCUUUGCUUGACAUUUGAAUCCCAGUUCUCCGUUAGAGCUUAUGUCUUGACAGCCUUGAGUGUGUGUUCCCAGUUUUGUCUCAUCUCUGUCUCCCACUGCAGCCUUGUCUUAAUGUAAAUGAGUUUGUUAGUAUUUCACCUUAGUGAUCCUGGUUCUUAGUGAUGCACUGGCCGGGAGGUGGUUGUGGAUGAGCCCCCAGAUGUGUGACACAGCAUAAUAGGAUGAACCGGGAACUGCAGCCAGUGUAACAAAGAAUUGAAACAGAAACACCUCAUACCUACAGCAGUAAGCCAGCUAAAGGAAGUUUAUUCAAAGACACAGGUCAUCUCUCCAGGGUAAAGCCACAAGGGUUAAAGAAAGAGGCUAACUCCUGCCAGAAACAAGUAAGCUUGGAAAGAUUAAUGCAAGGACAGAUAACAGCACAUCUCCUGUGCAUGCACAUGGGGAGGGGUCCUGAAUGAGUUGCCGCUGGUGAAAACAACUUGGGGUUUUUAUAGUUAGGCUCAUGUUUGGGAUAUAGGGGGUGAGUUAUGCUGAUGGUGCAGUUUCUUGAUUGGUCAACCUUGACCAAUGCCCAUCCUAACAUUAACCGGUGAAGUGUCAUGGGCUUUUUUCUUGUUACUGACUUCUCUUCUUAUGUUUCCCAGGAGGGGUCCCAUGCCUCCCAGGGUCCUAGUCCUUAUCCCUCCUGUUCUGUCUCCCAGGGCCUCAGUCUAUCCUAGCCCCUCGUUAACCCAAGUUCUUUCUAUUGUGAAUGUUACAUAUAACAUUUACACUUGAUACAACUAAAAGCCCAGUGAAAUUUUUAACUUUCCCUUUUAAAACAAAGUGAUCAUAAAAAUGCCUGCCUCUUUAUAGCAUAGCUCUAAGUUUUGAUUCAUAGUUUUAAAUAAUGGCACUCUUAACAUCACUUAUUAGCCCCACUACAGUUUUGUUAGCUUUCCUAACAAUUUCCAAAAACGAGAUAAUGUUUCUUUUAAUGACUUAGUUGAAGUUUAUUUUACAGUUCUGGAGGUCAGAGCUCCAAAAUUAGUCUCAGUGAGCUACAGGUGUCACCUGGAUGGUUCCUUCUGGAGAAGGAAAAUUGUCAUCAUCCCUUUUUCAUCUUCUAUAGGCUGCCUUAGCACCUGGCUAGUGGCGAAAACAAGUUAAUUUUAUGAUAAAUAUUCACUGUUGUAAAAGUCAUUUUUUAACAUGAACUGCAAUAAUUGUGAAGAUUAAGAUGGUUGUUUUCUUAAAAACCACACUUUUAAGAAUCUUAUUAAAAACAGGCAUGGUGAAAACUAGUUUAGCUGAAGAGACAGGAUGUUUGUGGCGUUUGAUAAGGAAAAGCACUUCCCCCAUUGGAAAAAUGGGACGAGCACUAGCGUUCAUUGUGUGGGCCUUCGUCCUUGCCAUGUCCCCUAGGGUAGGAGCUGUUUGUGUGCCUGGGGGCCCAGUUUGACUUUGUAACCAUUUGAACUUUGUCCAUCUGUGAAAUGGAAGGAUCAUGGACUUCUGUGGCAACUAGAAUAUAUGCAUCAGCAUUUUGUAUAAUAUAUGUGUUGGGCAAAUAUAAAGGGAGUAUGUUUUUACCCUUGGGACUUCCAACAAUUGCUAUUAGAAAGUAUGCAGCUGCUAAGAGAAGUUUGACUUGUACAUUUCCUAUGAACACAAUUCAAAACGCAGAAUGCUACUUCACCGAUUAGAUUCUAAUCUAAGAACGGAAGAGCUCUUGCAGGGACUAGUGAAUUAACAUUAGAGCGUUUACAGCGUGGAUUGUAAAGUCAGACCACCGGGGGCUCAGUGUUUAGUGCCUCUACCUAUGAGCUGUCUAACCUACACACUUUACCCCACCCUAAGCUUUCAUUUCCCGUCUGUCAAGUUAGUUGUCAAAGCACUGUGUUCAGAUGUUAAGUAUGAGUUUAAAGGAAAUGAUGUGUAUAACGUACAUUGGUCUGUGGUCAAUGUUCAGUAAAUGUCAUUGUUCAAUAAAUGCAUUAUCCAUCAGAGGUUUGUGGGUUUUUGUUUGGAAGAGAUUAGUUUUAUUUUUCCCCAUCAUUAUAGCUUGAUAAAUUUCAAACCUAAGGAAAAUGAUGAUAGUGCAACCGACACCCUCAUAUAGUCAUUAUGUAAGGUUCAUUAACAGCUAAUAUUUUGCUACAUUUUUUUUUUUAUCUCUGUAUGCAUGUAGAUACAUUUUUCUUUUUGUUUCUUUUCUGGACCAUUUAAGUUACUACCGAAACCCUAAGUGUUUUCACCUGUAUCACCAAAAAUCUAGGGUAUUUGCCUACAUAGUCAAAAUACAACUGACAUCACACCCAGGAAAUCUGACAUUGAUAUAGUUCAUAUUUGAAUUUUCCAGAUUGUCUUCAUAAAAUUCUUUAUGACUGUAGGUUGGUUGUUGAUCCAGAAUCCAGUCAAAGGUUAUACAUUGUAUUUGAGUAUCUCUUAAAUUGCUGUAAGCUAGAAAAUUCCCCAUAAUUUGGUACAUGUUUAAACAUACCACUUAGUGGGUAUGUAUGGAUUUGUCCCAUUCAUAGUGAUGUUAAGUUAGUCCUUUGGGAAGGUGGUGUCCACCAGUUUUCUCCAAUGUAAUGGUCCCUUUAAUUCAUACCCUGUGAGAUUAUACAUGAAAUGAAGUGAGUUUCCUGUACUUUCACAGCUUUUACUUGUGACUUAGCAUUCAUUAAUGGUGUUGGUGUUAUUUCAAUCAACCUUUUCUUUUUAAUUUUUACAAUAGUGAUGAGAAAAAAGUGAUUUUUCUAUUUCAAGCUAGUUUUGGCACUUACUGAUUGGCAUUCUUCUAUAUAGGAGAACUUUCCAAAUCUUUUGCAUUUUUUGUGCAAAGUAUGGGCUGAAAGGUUGGGUGUUUUUUUUUUGUUUUUUUUUUUAAAUUCAGUG
Messenger RNA from Talpa occidentalis (Iberian mole), 5659 nucleotides. It is a transcript of the gene CCNL1, whose product is annotated as cyclin L1. Gene Ontology annotation, molecular function: cyclin-dependent protein serine/threonine kinase regulator activity. Gene Ontology annotation, cellular component: nucleus. The record is from RefSeq and is a predicted model, not a curated record. Bases 33 to 1268 code for a protein of 411 amino acids. The transcript has 11 exons. Lineage: Eukaryota; Metazoa; Chordata; Mammalia; Eulipotyphla; Talpidae. Gene Ontology annotation, biological process: regulation of transcription by RNA polymerase II.